Messenger RNA from Plasmodium inui San Antonio 1, 915 nucleotides. RefSeq lists its product as hypothetical. The transcript has a single exon. The annotation marks the transcript as partial. The record is from RefSeq and is a predicted model, not a curated record. NCBI's taxonomy places the organism in Eukaryota, Apicomplexa, Aconoidasida, Haemosporida, Plasmodiidae.
AUGGAUAUAGACGGGUAUAUGUCCUAUAUAUUGAAUAAAGCAACCAAACCAGGGAAUUGCCCGAAUUCCUCCCCCGGCAAAAUGCGGGCGUGCGAGAUAAGCAAAUGGACGAGAAACGAAAACAAGGAACAGUCAUGGCGCAAGGCUCCCAUUGUGUCCGAGAGAGCCGACGCCUUGAGGAACUCGCUAAACAUGACAAGCCAAAUAUGCAAGAAUUUAGAAAAGUGGGCCUCGAGUCUAGAGAGGAGGAAAACCGGCGUCUAUUGGUCGGAGUCAGCGCCUUGUAAUGUGGACACUAUGGGGUUACAGCUAACCGGAGGAAAAAGCAGGUCAGGUUGCAUGGAAAAUCGGAACAACUGGCGGUGGCAAGAACUGGACGGCAACUAUAAUACCAUAGCAGACGAGACCAGGAGCAGGAGAUUUAGGGUAUGUGAGGACUUAGUGUAUCUGUUAAUUGAGAGUUUUGGGUUGGAGACCAAAUAUGAAGGAAAGGAGCCUGUGCUCAAGCUGAAUGCAGAGGGCUGUAGGAACUUCUACCGACACUUGACAGAGUGGGGGGGAGAUGAUGUGGCGGAGCAUAUAAUGAACAACUGGUUUACGAACUUGGGAGGGGAGCGAGAGGGAAACUCGGAGUAUAUAAUUCAAGGGAAGGAUUGGUUUGAGGUGAUCCAAGAGAUGUUUUGGGGUCAUCAAAGGGCAAAGAAGGAUAUUGGUUGUCAGUUCAAGGGAGAAGGUCGCGAGUGUCUGGGGCAUGAUCAGGACGCGAAAUGGUGUAAUGUAGAUCUGACUAAAGGGAACAGAGAUACGACGCAUCAAAGCACCAUCACAGACCGAGCCGCAAGCCGAAGGGGGGGAGGGGUGCCCCCCCAAAGCGAGCACAACGGCGAGGUGGAAUAUGGGGAGUGGCCAGGGAAG